GCGCGGCUGGUGGUCGGGCUGGCUCUCGUGAGGAAGAAGAGGCGGAUGCCGCUCGCAGACGCAUUGCCGCGGCUGGAGGCGAUAGUCGGAGCGGCGGUGGAGGUGGAGGAGACGGCUGGGGCCGAGGAGCGCCAGUGCGACCUCUGCUACGACGCGCCGCGCUCGGUCCGCUUCGCGUGCGGCCACGCGCUGUACUGCGAGACAUGUGCGCCGCGCGUGCUGGAGCGCGACACCAACUGCCCGACCUGCCGCCAGCCGGCGCUUCCCAUCGUCGCAACUGGGACACAGGUGGCGGCGCAGGCGACGUUUGUCCACCAGCCGCCCUCGCGCCCCGUGCCCCAGGCUCAGCCUGCAGGCGCCACGGCGGCGGUCGGUGGGCGAGGUGGGCGAGGCGGGCGCGGUGGGCGAGGGGGGCGUGGACGUGGCGGGCGGGGCGGGCGGGGCGUGGGGCGCGGCGGCUCUGCUUAG
This is a messenger RNA of Emiliania huxleyi CCMP1516, 468 nucleotides long. RefSeq lists its product as hypothetical. The transcript has a single exon. The record is from RefSeq and is a predicted model, not a curated record. NCBI's taxonomy places the organism in Eukaryota, Haptophyta, Isochrysidales, Noelaerhabdaceae. Bases 46 to 468 code for a protein of 140 amino acids.